AAAGAAUCCUUCUGUUGAUGAAGGAUUUCCAACAAGCAGUAUAAAUUAUUAUUGCUAAGAAAGUUUUUUAACGUGAAAGAAAAAAAAAAACAAGAAAAGAAUAUGAAGUUGUCAAAAUUAUCAAAUCAGACAAACUCACAGGAUCCACAAGCGGUAAACUCACGUGUCUUUGUCGGCAACCUGAAUACGUUUCAGUGUUCAAAAACAGACGUGGAACGUAUGUUUCAGCGAUAUGGCAGAUUAGCUGGAAUUUCAAUGCACAAAGGAUACGCUUUUGUCCAGUUUACGAAUCCGUUCGAUGCGAGAAACGCUUGUCAUGGCGAAGAUGGAAGAACGGUUUUAAGUCAAAUAUUAGAUGUUAACAUGGUAGCUGAGCCGAAGGCACAUCAAACGGGUCGUAAACGACAAAAUGUGACAAAAACUGGAAAUGAUUGGGACUAUUAUUACGAUAGCUAUUACGCCUCGACGAUAUUUGCGCCGCAAUUGCAACCUCGUCCCGUGAAAAGACCUCGUCUCAUGACAACGAGUCAAACGCGCGCCGCCAAUGUUCUCGUGAACAACAAACUUGCCGUCGCCGCCACAAAUACGUUAGCUUUAGCGCAGCAAUUGCAGCAACAGCAACACGCACAAGCCCAGCAGCAUCAGCAACUCCAGCAAUUGUUGUCGUCGGCAUCCUCGUUGUCGCCGCCUCUCAAUAACUCGCAUCAACAGCAGCAGCAACCGAACGGGCUUCUCAAUAACAACAGUCACAGCGCGACAAAUGCAAACAAUAAUUGUAAUUUGAACAAUUGCAACAACGGCAGUAACGUCGUUCAAGGCACAGCGACAACAGCAACGAGCGGCAAUGGCAAUGAUUUAUUGGGAAUUGGUUUGUGCAACAAUAACAAUAACAUCACAACAGGCACAACGACAAAUGGACAGCAACAAACAUCAGCGGCAGCAGCACAAUUUAUGAUAAAUGGACAACAUGUUGUUGGACCAUUCAAAACUUACAGUAACCCCGACACGCUAAUCUGCGGCAAUUGUCGAGAGAUGUUUACGGAUUUGGGCGAAUUGUUGGACCAUAAACGGACUUAUUGCAAACUUAGAUUUACGUGCAAGUGUCAGGAGGUUCCCGUGCAACUGGUCAACAAAACUCCCCUUUCUUCGGCAAAUCUCAUGUGCGUCGUGUGCAAAGAUUCGUUCGUUAACCCGUGGGACUUGAUGGUUCAUGCCCAAGCUGCCCAUAUGAUCAACAUUUACGAGUUGGGAGACGCAUCGAAGACGAGCGACAGCAACGGAAUGGAAAAAGAACAGGAGGAACACGAAAAGGACGAAGAGGGAACACAUUCGAUGGAGGAAGCAAAGUCCUCGGAUGAUGAAAAUUGUACAGAAACUGGUUUCACUGUGACUGUCACGCAAUUGCAAAACGGAGAGAAGUCACGUAGCGGAUCGCCGCUAAUGAAUGACAAGACAAAUGAACUAACAAUUAAUGAUUCGGUGCAAGCGUGUAUCGUUCAAGCAACAAUUAACUCUCCCAGCGAUACAACCACAGUGCCAUCAUCCAUCAUACAAAUGAGUCACAAUCAUCACACGGCAAUAUCUCAGUGA
Culicoides brevitarsis is the source of this 1590-nucleotide messenger RNA. RefSeq names its product TNF receptor-associated factor family protein DDB_G0272098. The record is from RefSeq and is a predicted model, not a curated record. Gene Ontology annotation, cellular component: nucleus. The coding region runs from base 103 to 1590 and encodes 495 amino acids. The transcript has 9 exons. Lineage: Eukaryota; Metazoa; Arthropoda; Insecta; Diptera; Ceratopogonidae. Gene Ontology annotation, molecular function: RNA binding.